AUGGGUGCUGGAUUCGGCCUCGCCGGGUGCUGGGGAGGGAGGUGGUGUUCGUAACGUGUUGCUCUUUUUGUAGUUUCCCACGUGUAAAUUCCCGAUUCCCUUUUAAUUCUCAUCAGCUGCAGCCGUCCGGAUAGAAAACUGUUGGGUUCUUCUGCGGACGGCCGAGCAGAGCUGUUCGUCUUCCCCCCUUCUUUAGCUUCUAUCAUCAUUUCUUCCCCUGCCUUCUCAAAGUUCGAGCUCUCUUUUAAAGCAAAGAUCGGGCGCAACAUUUCUUUGUUCUCACCUCCACUUCUCCUCACCGUCUGUAGGGAGUUUCGUCCAUUCUCGGUUCCGACCCUUCACGGUUAGCGUCGUUUCUUUGUUUCUGCGUUGGGCUGAAACCCCUUUAAUCCGCACCAUCCAGCGGGAAACGAAUCGGGGACUGCAGAAACACCGCAUGGAAAUCCAGCUUGGAGCAAAGCUGGGAAAUUCUGGAACAAAUCCCCCCCAAAUAACCUUUACCUCUCUUGAUGCCCACCCAGCCAAACCCACUGUUAACAACCACCCGCCCCACGCUUUUCCAUCUGCGUGGCUCUUCCAUUCGCAUCGCUGUCCUCUCUUCUAUUUCAGUUUCUUUUCUCCCCUCUCCGCCGACUCUCAGAGCCCGCUGUGGGGACGGAAGCUUGCUAGGUUUGGAAUUAAAAGGUCAUUUCGAGAGGAUUGCCAAGUCUACGUGCUGGGGGGACUCAGCCUUUUAUGCCGCCAUGUGUUGUCUCCGUCCGCUGCCAUAGGAAAGCAGUUGUGCCGUAAUGAGGACGAAUCCGGACGGUCGCACACCGUGAUUUGGGAACGGCGAGCCCUUAGGGGUGGUGGAAGAGUGGUGAAGCAAAGCAUCCAGGCCAGUCCUGAUGGGGAGGGCAGGGCCGAGGGGCUCCGACUGCCCUCCACUUCGUGUUUUCUUGCCCCGAGGGGAAAUUUUCCCUCGGGAUUCCGCUUCCCUUUUUCUCCAGGGUCGCGUUUGAUGCCACUUUCACAUCUAAACAGGACUCGGGAUCCCUUCUGCCCCUCGGCACACCUCGCUGCCCUCACCUUCGGGUCCUCACGCUCAACCCGAGCAUUCCCAGCCUGAAAUUCCCGACGUUACAAAGCCUUUUGCUUAGAUCGUGUCCGAGGGCAUCCCCUGGGGAGCCGGCUGCAGGGAAACGACUUUGAUCGUCGCUUUCUUUAAGGCAAAAUGUCUCAUUUUUAUUCGCAAACGUCUUUUCUCUCUUUCCUUUUCCCUUCUUUCACUUAAAAUAAUAAUAAUAAUAAUAAUGAUGAAAGGAAAGUGGAGGGGACAAGAAAAAAAAAAAAAAGAGAGAGAGAGAAAAAGCUCGGUUAAAAUGCUUGGCGAAGGAAACAAAGGCCGCACAGC
This is a messenger RNA of Centrocercus urophasianus (Greater sage-grouse), 1393 nucleotides long. RefSeq lists its product as uncharacterized. The record is from RefSeq and is a predicted model, not a curated record. Lineage: Eukaryota; Metazoa; Chordata; Aves; Galliformes; Phasianidae. The transcript has 2 exons. Bases 437 to 1108 code for a protein of 223 amino acids.